Eubalaena glacialis (North Atlantic right whale) is the source of this 1966-nucleotide messenger RNA. RefSeq names its product solute carrier family 46 member 3 (gene SLC46A3). The coding region runs from base 506 to 1891 and encodes 461 amino acids. Gene Ontology annotation, molecular function: transmembrane transporter activity. Gene Ontology annotation, cellular component: lysosomal membrane. The transcript is spliced from 6 exons. NCBI's taxonomy places the organism in Eukaryota, Metazoa, Chordata, Mammalia, Artiodactyla, Balaenidae. The record is from RefSeq and is a predicted model, not a curated record. Gene Ontology annotation, biological process: vacuolar transmembrane transport.
CCAGCACCCCCGAGGCCCGUCUCCUGGGCCCAAGGCGAUGCUCGGCUGGCGGGGCUGAGUCACCGCGAGCGCAGGCCGGGCCGCGGACCCAGCGACAGCCCGCCGACGGCUCAGGGAGCAGCUGCCCGGCGCGCGGGCCCCGCGGGAGCUCGCCGGGCGGAGCCCGCAGGGCCACGCAGGAGCCGAGCGAGGGCUGCGCGGUGAACUGUCACCGUUGCCACUCUGGACGCGGAAGUGCGCUUUCUUGUUUUGCUUUAAAAUCAGGGCUUGCGGUCUCCCGACCUGUGCAUCUGGUCGAAUUCAGCGGCAAUUCCCCUUCCCAUCCCAGCGCGGCGGCGCAGACCCAGCCUCCGUGCGCGCUGGCUGCCCAGGAGGCACCGCGGGCGCAGGGCAGCCCCUGAAAGGAGACAGCCCCCGAGACUCCGGCCCCGCAAACGGUCAGACCCGCGCCUAGCUCGGCAGGAAGACUGUGACCGUGGGAAUUUCAGCUACCUACCCAAGCAAGAUGAAGAUUCCAUUUGUGGAACCUGCCAUUUGCCUUAGUGUAUUUGCUAUGACUUUGACUGCUCCACUGACAACACAAUAUGUGUACAGGAGGAUAUGGGAGGAAACAGGCAACUACAGCAUUGCACCCGAUAGCAAUGUUUCUGAGUGUGCAAAAAACAAAAGCAGCCCAAUUUUCGCAUUCCAGGAGGAAGUUCAGAAAAAAGUGUCUCUUUUUAAUCUGCAGAUGGACAUAAGUGGGUUAAUUCCUGGUCUCGUGUCUACAUUCAUGCUUCUGUCUCAUAGUGACCACGGAGGACGAAAAUUCCCUUUGAUUUUGUCUUCUGUUGGUGCUCUUGCAAACAGUGCUUGGCUCUGUUUGCUUUCCUAUUUUGCCUUUCCAAUCCAGCUUUUGAUUGCAUCUACCUUUUUGGGUGCACUUUGUGGCAAUUACACCACACUUCUGGGAGCCUCUUUUGCCUACAUAGUUGAUCAAUGUAAAGAAAAGAAACAAAGAACAAUUCGAAUAGCUAUAAUUGACUUCCUGCUUGGAAUUGUCACUGGAUUAACAGGAUUGUCUUCUGGCUAUUUUAUUAGAGAACUAGGUUUUGUGUGGUCGUUUUCAAUUGCUACUAUGGCUCUUACUGUUAACUUGAUUUAUAUUUUAUUCUUUCUUGAGGAUUCAGUGAAAGAGCCUUCAUCUCAGAAUGUUUCUAUAUCAUGGACUGAAGGCUUUAAAAACUUAUUUUACCGAACUUACAUGCUUUUUAAAAAUAACUCUGGUGAGCAACGAUCUUUGCUCUGCUUGUUGCUUUUUACAAUGAUCACUUAUUUUUUCGUGACAAUUGGCAUUUCCCCCAUUUUUAUCCUUUAUGAAUUGGAUUCACCACUCUGCUGGGAUGAAGUUUUAAUAGGUUAUGGAUCAGCUUUGGGUAGUGUCUCUUUUUUCAGCAGUUUCCUAGGAAUAUGGCUUUUUUCCUACUGUAUGGACGAUAUUCACAUGGCCUUCAUUGGAAUCUUUACCACCAUGGUGGGAAUGGCUAUGACUGCUUUUGCCAGAACAACAUUGAUGAUGUUUUUAGUCAGGCUGCCAUUCCUUUUCACUGUUGUGCCACUCUCUGUUCUACGGUCCAUGAUAUCAAAAGUGGUUCGUUCUACUGAACAAGGCACCAUGUUCGCUUGUCUCGCUUUCUUAGAAACACUUGGUGGAAUCACUGCAGUUUCUACUUUCAACGGAAUUUAUUCAGCCACCGUUGCUUGGUACAAAGGCUUCGUCUUCCUGCUCUCCGCUGUUUUAUUACUAAUUCCAGCCAUCAGUCUAUGUGCUGUCAAGUGCAUCAGCAGGAAUGCGGGAAGCUAUGUCCUUCUUAUACAAGAAGAAUCCAGCGAAGACACUUCAGACAGAUGAUUAAUUGUGAUUAAAAAAAAUCCAAAUGCUCAUAUCAUAUACUCUUGACUUCUGAAGGAUAUAACUAGCUCCACA